AUGAAGCGCACCCAGGAAGAAGCAGAGUUGGAGUGCGAGUCUCCAGCGCUGGUGAAGAAGCCGGCGUGUGGAUUCGCGCCACCAUCCACGGCACCACUCGCCCAUCGUCCUUUGACUGGACGCCCGCGAUUCCUACCAAAAGCCGUCAUACCACCCGUGCAGCCAAAGAAGACCUACCCUCCGAACUCCUUCGAUCCGAAGUCCUUCGUUCUCCACAACUCCGAGAAAGCACCAAAAGAGGACCAGGAGAUGGACGAAGGAUCGGACUCCGAGUUGGAGGACUACGAGAAUCUGGUCCGGAUGCUUGACGCGGAUGGCGACUACGACCCUCCACCGCGCCGCUCCAAGUCUGGAAAAUCCCAGGCCUUUGUCGUGAAGCCGAUGGCCACAUCCCUGCCAGCAAAGACCAUCCUGGCAGUUCCCACAGUCGCACACACGGCUACAAACCCCUUCCUCGAACCUGCCAUGACCGUCGCCGACUUCGGAGAUUACAUCGCAGAAUACGUCUUCGAUGCGCACAAGUACAUCGAGGCUUGGACGCAACUAACCCCUGGCCAAUUCGCGAUCCUGGUGCACGAUCCCUUCCAUCGCAACAAGAUGAUUGAGUUCCACACGGAGUUCAUGAACAUCGAACAGGUCCUCCUCGAUGGUCGGAAGGACUGGGAUUUGGCUUCUCUGCCAUACGAGUUCUUCGAAAGUGUGAUGCAGCCAUUGCGGAAGACCGGUGACCUGGCGAUGAAACUGUCCGAGAAUCGGGUGUGCGAGUGGAUGUCUGUUGCCGCGAGGUCGUGCUCGGAGAGUUGGCGGCUGCUGAGGAAGGCGGAGGAGGCAAAAGAGGACGUCGAGCAGUGGCCGGCAGUCUGGGAGCACGGCAUGAUGCAUAUACUCCAGUGUCCACGUCGGAGCAGUCAUGUUCUUGUGCUCGCGCCUCGUGACAAGAGCACGGUAUUCGCUAUCGCAAGCAGUGCAUGA
Messenger RNA from Zymoseptoria tritici IPO323, 972 nucleotides. RefSeq lists its product as uncharacterized. The transcript has 2 exons. NCBI's taxonomy places the organism in Eukaryota, Fungi, Ascomycota, Dothideomycetes, Mycosphaerellales, Mycosphaerellaceae. The record is from RefSeq and is a predicted model, not a curated record. The coding region runs from base 1 to 972 and encodes 323 amino acids.